AUGAAUGCCUGUGACUAUCACGCCGAGGUCCUAGAAUCGAAUCCCAUUCUCGACAAACUCACAAAAAAAAUAAGUUCUGAUAACCUUCAGCAAGUCUACAUCGACGAUCCUGACGUUCAGAACAAACUUCAGUUCACCAAAUCGAUAACCUUCAUCACACACGGAUGGCUGGGAAACCACUCCAGCUACUGGAUGCUACAGUCGGCUAGUGACAUUCUUCAAUACACGGACAGCAGUGUAUGCCUGGUUGCGUGGGAUCACUUGGCAAAAUACGUGUAUCCACAAGUGGCCCAGCAGCAUGCUCCACGAGUAUCAGAAUACAUGACACGGUUCGUCAGAUUUCUCAAUCAACAAGGAAUACCUCCACAAAACAUGACCCUGGUUGGUCACAGCAUAGGAGCGCACGUAUGCGGACAAGUUGGACACAAUUUGGGAGGGAAGAUUGCGGAAAUCUAUGGCCUUGAUCCGGCAGGUCCCAUGUUCACUCAUCCGACGAGACAGGAAUCCAGUUUUCGGCUGGACAGUACCGAUGCAGGAUAUGUUCAGAUGAUUGUUACUACGCGAGUCAUCUUGGGCGUCAACUACGGUGACGGACACGCGAAUUUCUACCCUAAUGGAGGAACAUCUCCGCAAAAAAGCUGCGAUUCUCCCGGUACAAGUAGCUCGGACUGGGCACAGGAAGUUUCAUGCAGUCAUUCGUAUGCUACGGUAUUGUUUCAGUGUUCGAUAAACCCCGCGGUUAGUUAUGAAGCACGACGUUGCAGAGAUUGGGUGCUUUUCAAGCGUGGUUUGUGUAAUGCAAAUCAGAUUGAUAUGCUUGGAUUGCACAGUAGGAAAAUGAAAGGGGAUUUUUACUUGGAAGUGUAAAAAAAAUUGUAAAUGUUGUGGAAACACGGGUUUGGGCAAGCUAUGGAAAUAUUAUGAGCAGAGGCAGAAAACAGCAGAUGUUCGGAGGACAUUUUUUAUUUUUGUUUGUGGUCAAUGAGUGGAAGAUGUGUUUACUAUCUCAAGAAUUGAAACGUACCGAAAAUUUCUAGGAAAAUUCUAUAAUUCGAACUCAUGGCAACCUCAAACAUCACUUUGAAACUUUUAAUGAUCACUACCAUGUUAAUUGUAUCAGACGAAUUUCUGUAACAUCCAGGGAGCUUUCAAGGAGAUUUCAGUAGGUCCCAGAGACAUUUCAUCAGCUCCUUAAUGAGAGCUAAGAGAGGAUUUACGUGGAGCUUUUAUUAAUUCGUCGUGGAAUUCUCCUUAUAAGGUAUAAGGUAUAAGGUAUAAAUACGCCCUUUUGAAAACCCCUGAAAUACUUUUGGAAUCGCCAUUAAACCUCUAAAAGUCACCUGAAAUUAUGUAAAUAACGACUUGGAACCGUUUGGAGCAAUUGAGGAUACUCCCGAAAUGCAUCAUAAACCCUUCCAAUGAUUUCUUAAACCCUUUUAAUUCGUCAAUGAAAUCCCCCUGAAACCUCCUUGAAUCACUUUGUUGCCCUCGGAAACCCCCUAAAACUUCUUGAAAACAUUUUGAAAGUCUUCUUGGAACCUCUAUGAAACUAUCUGAAAUCUCUAGAGAACCCAUGACACACCCUGAAAUCUCGCAGUUUUAUACAUAUAUUUUCCUCAGUUUACCUAUAUUGAAACAGUGAACAGUUAUUGGAGGAUGUAUGGUAAAAUUUUCGGCACUUUCGCUUACCGCGAUCCAUGUUCCAAAGUCAACCAGUCUUUGGACCUCUUUUUUCACGUUUGAAACCGUUGAAUUACAAUCUCGCAGCAUAUUUUGUUUCAAAGCAAGAUGGAACAGCUAUUGAUCUUCCAUAAAGUGUACAACAUUUUUUUUUCUCGCACCUUCACUUGAAUCACUUGGAUCUUGACCACAACAAACCACACGACUAAGCAAUUUACAGAAUAAAAACAAUAUACUUCGUAGAGUAACUGUACACACUUUGAUUCAUUUCUGUCCACUGGGAAAACAGUUACAACUAGUUUGAAGUGUUGCAAGAAUUUCGUGUUCGGCCUUUAAUCAAGAUUACAUUAUACGUGACCGUUGUAACCACCUCUAAAAUUUUUGAGGCCCUUUAGCCACAGCUGUAAAGGCGUGGGUAUUCAGCAUGACCAUGUUGAGGAUGACGGAUUCGAUUCCCAGUCCAGGAGCUUUUCGUAAUGGUAAUUUCUUUGACUUCCUUGGGCGUAUAGUAUCUACGUGCCUGUUACACGAUACACACAUGUAAAUAGUUUUUGGCAGAGGAAGCUCUCAGUUUAUAACUGUGGAUGUGCUCAUGGAACACCUAGAACACUGCUGAGAAGCAAGCUUUACAUAUACUAGGGAGGACGUCACACCAAGCAGAGGAGGGAGAGUACCCCUAAAACUUUCUAAAGCCUCCAAAAACACCAUGAAAUCACAUGAAAACUUCUGAAACCCACCUAAAAUUCGAAUCCACCUAAAUCUCUACAGAAUCAUUUCUGAUACUUCUCUCACAUAGCUAAAAUUGCAAAAACCUCUAGAAAGUUCCUGAAACCCAUAUGAAAUUCCCUCAAAUUGCCUUGAUGUCAAACUUACGAGUUUUUCAUAUCUAAUCAGCACUUUAGAUUGGUUAUGCUCAUGGUCAGAAAUUGGCAUCGGAAAUGGUGAAAAUUGAAAAAUGUCAUAACAAUAAUGAAAUAUUGUGUGGA
This is a messenger RNA of Aedes albopictus (Asian tiger mosquito), 2666 nucleotides long. RefSeq names its product lipase member H-like. Gene Ontology annotation, molecular function: lipase activity. Bases 1 to 867 code for a protein of 288 amino acids. The record is from RefSeq and is a predicted model, not a curated record. The transcript is spliced from 2 exons. Gene Ontology annotation, biological process: lipid catabolic process. NCBI's taxonomy places the organism in Eukaryota, Metazoa, Arthropoda, Insecta, Diptera, Culicidae.